Molecule: messenger RNA, 2531 nt
Organism: Aplysia californica (California sea hare)
Lineage: Eukaryota; Metazoa; Mollusca; Gastropoda; Aplysiida; Aplysiidae
Product: pre-rRNA 2'-O-ribose RNA methyltransferase FTSJ3
Biological process (GO): maturation of 5.8S rRNA from tricistronic rRNA transcript (SSU-rRNA, 5.8S rRNA, LSU-rRNA); rRNA methylation; maturation of LSU-rRNA from tricistronic rRNA transcript (SSU-rRNA, 5.8S rRNA, LSU-rRNA)
Cellular component (GO): preribosome, large subunit precursor; nucleolus; nucleus
Molecular function (GO): rRNA (uridine-2'-O-ribose)-methyltransferase activity; rRNA (guanine) methyltransferase activity
Source: RefSeq, a predicted model, not a curated record
GUUACAGGUCAAGAGCUGCGUUCAAGCUCAUACAACUGAACAGGAAAUAUGAAUUCUUGCAGCGUUCAAAUGUCAUUGUUGACUUGUGUGCAGCUCCAGGAGGCUGGCUGCAAGUUGCUGCUGAAAAUGCCCCAAUGUCUAAUCACAUUAUCGGUAUUGACUUGGUUUCUAUUCCGCCUAUUCACAAUGUGAAAACUUUUCAAGAGGACAUCACCACAGAGAAAUGCAGACAGGUCAUCAAGAAAGAACUUCACACUCUGAAGGCAGACUGUUUUCUAAAUGAUGGAGCUCCAAACGUUGGCAAAAACUGGGUGCAUGAUGCCUAUCAGCAAGCUGAGCUCACCCUUCAUGCUAUGAAGCUCGCAACAGAUUUCCUCCGGAAAGGAGGAUGGUUCGUCACCAAACUGUUCAGAUCCAAGGAUUACGAUGCCCUUAUGUGGGUGUUUCAGCAGUUGUUCAAAGAGGUCCAUGCCACGAAGCCACAGGCAUCAAGAAACGAGUCGGCUGAAAUUUUUGUGGUUUGUCAGGGCUACUUGGCACCUGAUAAAAUAGACCCGAAAUUUACGGACCCCAAGCAUGUGUUUAAAGAAGUGGAUACAACUCAGAGGGUGGCUAUUGACUUGAUUCAUCCAGAGAAAAAGAAGAGACAGCGAGAGGGGUACCCAGAAGGAGACUACACAUUGUUUCACUCACUUCCUGUCACAAAGUUUUUUGACAGUGAGGACUUCAUGGAUUUACUUGCAGAGUCCUCUGAGAUUGCCUUAGACUCUGAAGAAAUUAAGAAUCACCCUCUGACGACCUCAGAAAUUAAGGAGUGCAUCAAAGACAUCAAAGUGCUGGGAAAGAAAGACAUAAAGUCCGUAUUUUUGUGGAGGAAAAAACUGAAGAAGGAGCUUGAGAAGUCUGGAUCCUCCCAACAAUUUGAGGCGUCUGUCUCUGGUGAUGUUAAAGAGGAAGGAGAAGAGGAGAUUCAGGAGGAUGGUCAAGAGGAUGAGGCAGAAAUGGAAGAGCUUGAGAACCUGCUGGAGGCGAAGAAUCAAGAGGAACUGAAAGCCAUGAAAAAGGUCAAGAAAAAAGUGCGCAAAGCUCAGAUGAAGCAAAAGGCUCGGAUUGAUCUGAAGAUGACCAUCCCUGGAGACAGACCGGAUAUUCAGGAUGAUGAGAACAUUUUUGACAUCAGGAAAAUCAGAAGUAAAACAGAACUGGUUGAGGUUGAAAAGGGAGACCUGAGCCACAUGGACAGCACCGACAUCUUUGAAGAUUCAGAUGAUGAGCGACCGAAGAAAAGAAAGAGAGAGUAUUUUGACAAAGAUGAGAAGAAAUACAUUGGCAUUGAAGGAGGUGGAGAAAGUGAUGAGGACGAGGAGGAAGAGAUGGAGGAGGAGCCGAUGUUUGAUGAUGGAAGUGAGGAGGAGGAGGAGGAGGAGGAUGACAGCACAGAGAAGGAAGAAAGUUCUAAAGAAAACGCCAAUCCUCUGAUUAUUGACAUGGAGGAGACAAGCAGGAUUAAAAAGGACAAACAGAAUGCGUGGUUUAAAAAGGCCGCCUUUGCUGGUUUAGAGGAUGAUUUUGGAGAGGAUCUUGACCUGGAAAACCUUGGCUCAACGAAUGGACCUUCGGAUAAAAGAAAAACAACUGAUAAACAGGAGAAAUCAAAGAGUGAGAGUAAAGACAGUCAGAAAACGAAGAAGAGUAAUGGUUUUGAGGCAGAUUCAGAUGACGAGAUGAAAUUUGAAAGCGAUGAUGAAGAAAAAAAGGAGGAGGCAGAGGAUGAUGAUGAUGAAGACGAAGACAGCGACAGUGACUAUGAUUUUGGUGGUUUUCCUAGCACUCUGGCAAAGAAAAGAAAGAAGCAAGAGAGGGCAAAGGUUGGUAAAGAUGGAGUGGAGGUGGUGCCUCUGUCUGUGGACCCUUCUCUGCGCCUGGAUGAAGAAGGGUUGGCUAUCGGGGCCGCAAUGGUUCAGUCUCGGAAAAGAAGGAGGGAAAUUGUGGAUGCUGGUUUCCAUAGAUACAUGUUUGAUGACGACAACUUGCCUGAGUGGUUUGCUAGCGAUGAAAGGAAGCAUCUCAAACGACAGAGGCCAGUGUCCAAGGAGGAAAUGGAAGAGUACAAACUGAAAAUGAAAGCUGUUGACGCCCAGCCAAUCAAGAAGAUUGCUGAAGCCAAAGCCAGAAAAAAGAGAAAGAUGCUGAAACGACAAGAGAAAGCGAGGAAAAAAGCUAAUGCUGUCACAGAAAAUAUUGAUGUUUCUGAAAAAGAGAAGUGGCAACAGAUUAAACAGAUCUACAAGAAGGCUGGUCUUUUGAAGAAGUCCAAGCCAAGUGUGACGUACGUUGUGGCGAAGAAAGGUGCUGGUAAGAAAGUCCGACGGCCAGCGGGAGUGAAGGGCCAGUUCAAGGUCGUUGAUAGCAGGAUGAAGAAGGAUGUCCGCGCACAGAUGAAAGUUGACGCCAGAAAGAAGGGCAAGAUGAAGACUGGCAAAAAGGGUGGAGGCCGAGCACGGAGAUGAAAUAAAAUUUAUUGAUGACAU